Messenger RNA from Cheilinus undulatus (humphead wrasse), 2981 nucleotides. It is a transcript of the gene rbm25a, whose product is annotated as RNA binding motif protein 25a. Bases 169 to 2652 code for a protein of 827 amino acids. Gene Ontology annotation, biological process: regulation of alternative mRNA splicing, via spliceosome; mRNA processing. Gene Ontology annotation, cellular component: spliceosomal complex. Lineage: Eukaryota; Metazoa; Chordata; Actinopteri; Labriformes; Labridae. The record is from RefSeq and is a predicted model, not a curated record. The transcript is spliced from 18 exons. Gene Ontology annotation, molecular function: mRNA binding.
UAUCCAUAGGGUUACUCAUAACUCGCCGGUGACAGCUGUUACGCUAACCUUCAGCGCUGCGUUUUACGUUAACUGUAUUUAAUGCGCUUUUAUUUAGAUAGCAGACACUGUAAUUAGACUCUGGGUUUUAUUUUACACUCGACUACAGGUUUUCCAGUAUAAUUCAGGAUGUCUUACCCUCCACCGUUAAACCGUCAGCAGAUUGGCAUCCCGCAGUUACCUCCCAGGAUCCCCCCUCCUGAGUUUGGGGGAUUUGCCCCAGCUGUCCCUCCAGGUACUCCCAUGAUCCCGGUUCAUAUGGGUGUAGUGACCCCCACACCCACAGUUCUUGUCCCAACAACUAUUGCUGUAGCACAGAAGCCAAUGGCUCCAAAGAAGGAGCCCGGCGGCAUCAGAGUCAAAGACAUAGAUGACAGCGGUGGUCCGACCACUACUGUGUUUGUAGGGAACAUCUCUGAAAAGGCUUCCGACAUGUUGGUCCGACAACUUUUAGCGAAAUGUGGUAUUGUACUAAGCUGGAAAAGGGUCCAGGGUGCUUCUGGGAAACUUCAAGCUUUUGGUUUCUGUGAGUAUAAGGAGCCUGAGUCUACUCUACGAGCCCUCAGACUUCUUCAUGAGUUGCUCUUAGGUGAUAAAAAGCUGUUGGUCAAGGUCGAUGCCAAAACCAAGGCCCAGCUGGAUGAGUGGAAGGCCAAGAAGAAGAGUGCUAAUGGGGGAACCAGUGGUGGGUCGAAGAAUGAGGAUGAAGAUGAGGAGGAGGUUCUAGAUGAAGAAACUCUACGAAGAGACCAGGUGGUGAAGGGGGCGAUUGAAGUCCUCAUACGAGAGUAUGCAAGUGAACUCAACGCCCCCUCACAGGAUCCUGACAGUCAACCUCGCAACAAGAAGAGGAAAGAGAAGAAAGAGGAGGAGGACAUCAAUGCCAUGGAGAUGGAGGAUGACAAGAGAGACUUGAUUUCCAGGGAGAUCAGUAAAUUUCGUGACACACACAAGAAACUGGAGGAGGAAAAAGGAAAGAAGGAAAAGGAGCGCCUGGAGAUCGAGAGGGAGAGGAGGGAGAGGGACAAAGAGCGGGAGCGAGAGAGGGAGCGGCGCGACCGGGAGAAGGAGAAGGAGAGGGAGCGAGAGCGGGAUAAGGAGCGGGAGAGGGAGAGAGACCGGGAACGGGAGAGAGAGCGCGAGCGGGAGAGGACGAAGGAGCGAGAGAGGGAGCGUGAGAGGGACAGGAGCCGAGACGUCAGCGAAGACCGAAGCAGAUCGAGAGAGAGGACCAGAGAUGAUAAAAAACGAGACCGAGAAGAAGACGAGGAGGACGUGCAUGAACGGAGGAGACUGGAGAGGAGGCUCAGAGACAAAGAGGCAGCUUACCAGGAACGCCUGAAAAACUGGGAGAUCCGAGAGAGGAAGAGAGGUCGGGACUACAGCAAAGACACGGAGCGGGACGACGAGAGGAGACGAGAAAUGAUGAAAGAAGCCAAAAGACUGAAAGAAUUUCUCGAGGAUUAUGACGACGACAGAGAUGACCCUAAAUUCUACAGGGGCAGUGCUCUGCAGAAGCGACUCCGAGACCGAGAGAAGGAGACAGAAUUAGACGAGCGGGAUAGAAAGAGAGAGAAAGAGGAGCUGGAGGAGAUCAGACAGAGGCUGCUGGCUGAAGGUCAUCCAGACCCUGAUGCUGAGCUACAAAGAAUGGAGGAGGAAGCAGAACGCAGACGACAGCCCCCUCUCAAACUUGAACCCGAGGACGGCGCGCACCAGGAGAAAUCACACAAGGACCGGGACCGGGAUCGGGACAAGCGAGGGUCAACAAGGCCCUCCGAGCCCAGCCCCCAAGCCCCCCCGCAGCAUUCAGAUGACGACAAUGACGUGGAUGGAGAUGAGGAGGACUGCAGAGAUGGCGAGGACUCGCAAGAGGCCAAACCACAACACAAAGCCAUCAUGAGACCAAUCACCACAGCUCCCUCUGUGUCCUCUGCAAGUGGGAACGCCUCUCCGAACACACCUAGCAACAUGUCCCCAUGUGGGAUCAUCAUUCCUGGUGAGAGCACGCCUGAGGUCCAACCUCCAGAGGAAAACCGGCCCAAGAUCGGUCUCAGUCUCAAACUAGCUGCCACCAACAGUCCCAGCCAGCUCAGCGUGGGGAAGAGGAAGAAGCUGGCGACCGUGGAGAGUGUUUUCAACAAGUUUGAUGAUGAGGAGGCUGAUGAGCAACCCCGCAAAAGGAAACUGGUUCCUCUGGACUACGGGGACGACGACAAGAGUCUGGGCCUGGAUGGGGCUGAGAUUUCAGCGGGUAAAGGCAGCAUCAACACAGAGGAGAAACGCAAACACAUCAAGAGCCUCAUUGAGAAGAUCCCCACCGCCCGGCCGGAGCUCUUCUCUUAUCCUUUGGACUGGGCCAUGGUGGACUCGACUCUGAUGGAUCGGCGGAUUAGACCAUGGAUCAAUAAAAAGAUUAUUGAAUACAUCGGAGAGGAAGAACCCACACUGGUUGAUUUUGUGUGUUCAAAGGUGAUGGCACACAGCACUCCUCAGGGUAUUCUUGAUGACGUUGCAAUGGUUCUGGAUGAAGAAGCGGAGGUCUUCAUAGUUAAAAUGUGGAGGCUGCUGAUCUAUGAAACAGAAGCAAAGAAGAUCGGCCUGGUGAAAUAAAGACUUUGUUUUUCCCUCUGACUUCCUCACCUCACAGUUCUGCUGCUUCAGUUUUCUGUGAAGCAGACGUGUCGCCAAACAUCCCUGUUCCUGUAGCUCAGAGCAGCGGCCUUUUACACGCCUGUGUUUAGAGGGAACGUCUGAGCUGUGAGCAGAACGACUUUGCACAAACAUGCUGCAUGAUGAAACUUCAGUAAUGUUCCUUUGUUGAGGCAAAUGAAGGCUGAUUUUUUUCCACCUGUUCUUUAAUAUGCCAGACACAUCUUGCUUCAAUUUAAUGCUGUCAUGUUUAGACGCAGCUUCAUUGUGUGAAAUAAUAAAUACGCUUU